ACGUCUUUAUUGAACAUCAAUUAAUAUUUCUCAGAAUUGUGGAGUAAGACCAGAAGGCUCUAAUUGACAGAGCUGACCUCAUGACUGUCUUCGCAACCGGCGGUCACUGGUGUCUUUCAUGGCCGGUCGCGCGGCCAAAGAGGGGCAGUUUUCAGAAAGAAGGCGUCAAAUUGUUACCUAAUCGGAGAUUAAGGGCAAGAGCUGCUCUGGUUGAAAUAAAGCCAUCGAUUAGAGAUAGCUCUGCAGCCUCGCAAAUAGUUGACGGAGUGGAUCGAGCAAAUGAUCUACAAGCGGAAGCAAAGGCCAUGGCCCGCUCCUCCAAUGCCCCCGUUUACAUCCCGGACAUGCUUGCAGCUAAAUACAGCGUUCAACCUAUCACGGUAUUGAAGAGGAGUGUGGACAUUUUGGUAUCUCUUGGUUCCUUUGGCCUGAAGCUGUUACUGGACCAGAGAAAUGGAGUAUUAGAUCAAAAAAGGAGACUCCGUGCAGUUGAGCUAAGGCAGGAAUUCACUCGUUUGGGCCCUACUUUUGUGAAAUUAGGGCAGGCCUUGUCGACCAGACCUGACAUCUGCCCACCAGAAUAUCUAGAGGAGCUCUCUGAGCUGCAGGAUGCGCUGCCAACAUUCCCAGAUGCUGAGGCAUUUUCUUGCAUUGAGAGAGAGUUGGGACUGCCCCUUGACUCCAUAUAUUCCUCCAUAUCUCCUUCUCCAAUCGCUGCUGCUAGUUUGGGCCAAGUUUACAAAGCUCAGCUUAGGUACUCGAGGCAGGUUGUUGCUGUCAAGGUCCAGCGCCCUGGUAUUGAAGAAGCUAUUGGACUCGACUUUUAUCUCAUAAGAGGUCUUGGCUUCCUUAUCAAUAAUUAUGUUGACAUCAUCACCACUGAUGUUGUGGCCCUUCUUGAUGAGUUUGCACGAAGAGUUUAUCAAGAGCUCAACUAUGUCCAGGAGGGACAGAAUGCGAGGAGGUUUAAAAAGUUGUAUGCUGACAAGGAAGAUGUCUUUGUGCCAGAUAUCUUCUGGGAUUAUACCAGUGCCAAAGUGUUGACAAUGGAGUGGGUUGAUGGAUUAAAGUUAAACGAGCAAGAUGCCAUUGAGAGCCAAGGCUUGAAGGUCUUGGAUCUGGUGAACACAGGAAUACAAUGCAGCCUCAGGCAGCUGCUUGAGUACGGAUAUUUCCAUGCAGAUCCUCAUCCUGGUAACCUCUUAGCCACACCUGAGGGAAAGUUAGCUUUUCUUGAUUUUGGAAUGAUGAGUGAGACCCCAGAAGAAGCUAGAUUUGCUAUAAUUGGUCAUGUUGUUCAUAUGGUCAAUCGGGAUUAUGAGGCUAUGGCUCGUGAUUACUAUGCUCUAGAUUUCUUGUCACCUGAUGUAGAUGUUUCUCCAAUUGUACCAGCGCUGCGUAACUUCUUUGAUGAUGCGCUUAAUUCUACUGUGAGUGAACUUAACUUUAAAACAAUAGUGGAUGGGCUGGGUGCUGUUCUCUAUCGAUAUCCAUUUAAUGUUCCAGCUUAUUAUGCGUUGAUACUGAGAUCACUUACUGUACUAGAAGGUUUGGCCCUUUAUGCUGAUCCCAACUUCAAGGUCCUGGCUGCUUCAUAUCCUUAUUUUGCUAAAAGGCUUCUCACUGAUCCCAAUCCCUAUCUCAGAGAUGCUCUUGUUGAGUUGCUUUUCAAGGAUGGAAAAUUUAGGUGGAAUAGACUUGAAAACCUCCUUGUUCAGGGCAAAAAAGAUAGAGAUUUCUCUGCAAAUGACGCUCUACAGCCUGUUUUAAAGCUAUUAUUGGGUCCAGAUGGUGAAGAGCUUAGGACAUUGGUUAUUAAGGAGGCUAUCCGUGUCACAGAAGCUGUUGUCGUAACUACUGUUGUUGAUACAUACAAUUUCAUCCCCGAACUUAUGAGAACUCUAAUAUUUAGUGCCAAUGCAACUGGACCUCUUAUGAUGGGGGAUACUGAACUACAAAGCAUGAUAGAGCUUCGUGAACAAGUGUAUAGGAUCUGGGGGCUGUUGCAAUCUUCUGAAAAUUUUGACCCUUUGCUAUUGCAGCCGGUUUUACAGGUUCUUCAGCAACCCGAAGCACGCAGUUUAGGGGGACGUGUGAUUGGUGGAAUCACCCAACGGCUUGCUGCACGCUUGUUGCAACAAGUUCUUCGAACUCCUGCAACAGGUUCGACUGCCUCGUAGCAAGUGUUAGACCAUUUGGGUUUUAGCCAGAGAGGCUUCUAAGAUGGUUUCCUUACAGUUCAAAGUUGAGAAACCAAUCACAAGAGAGUGAGCUUGUCUCUUUGAAGAUAAUAGAUAAGCAAUAGCAACUUAUAAACUUGCUUGGCAUCUCCCGCAAGCAAGCGCCUGGAUGUGUUUGCUGUCUUCUCAACUCACACUUUAUUGCCUGAGAGAUUAGUUGAGGUACACUGGACUCAGCUUUGGUGACAAUUGUUCAUUCAUUCUUAGCAGAGCCAAAUUUGAUGCACAUUGUUGGAUAUACUUCCUCUUGUUAUUCAUCAAGACUGAUUUGAUCCGUGAAUUAAAUUAGCCUAUUUCUGUCGCAAAUUGAAGUUGGAAUCUCUAGGUGGAGGACUCCAGUUUCCAUGACAGCAACAAAUACAAUGCAAAGGUGUACAGUGUUUUCCCUAGCAUUUGUAAAGAAGUGUCAAGUUACCUUUUAGUGAUUAGCCAUUUAUAUCCUGAUUGUUACACUAGUAUAAUUUUUGAUGUGCAGACUUUUCUGUAUGAUAGCUUCCUUGCUCGGCUAUCAAUAUCAAAAGAGCGUUGUCUUCCUACAGCUACA
Messenger RNA from Tripterygium wilfordii, 2784 nucleotides. RefSeq names its product protein ACTIVITY OF BC1 COMPLEX KINASE 3, chloroplastic. Lineage: Eukaryota; Viridiplantae; Streptophyta; Magnoliopsida; Celastrales; Celastraceae. Bases 81 to 2180 code for a protein of 699 amino acids. Gene Ontology annotation, biological process: protein phosphorylation. The transcript has 7 exons. Gene Ontology annotation, molecular function: ATP binding; protein kinase activity. The record is from RefSeq and is a predicted model, not a curated record.